AUGGCUGUGGUCGUUGUUUCAAGAAGGAGACGUAGAUAUGAUGAAAGAAGACGCAGAAAACGCAUUUUUCACCCUCGUGUGAACACUUUUGGAAUGAAUGAGGAAACACUCAUUAAAAGAUAUCGCCUAUCCAGCUUUGCCAUUUUGGAGCUGUUGGACGAAAUCAAAGCAGAUUUGGAACCAGCCACAAGAAGGAGUCAGCGAACGGUGGCUAUCACAGCUGGGAUCUCCCAGUCCCGUUUUUCAGAUGUGCUUUCUGAGGUCCUAAAUGCCAUGUUGCGCCGGAUGGUCAAGUUUAUUAGGUUUCCUCACACUCAGAACUCCUUGAAUGAGACCAAACAAGGCUUCUUUGCGGUAGCUGGAUUCCCCGGAGUUAUAGGAGCGACUGACUGCACCCAUGUGCAGCUUGUGCCCCCACAGACACUGAGCAUGUGCAUCAUAACCAACGUUGUGGCCAAAUAUCCAGGGUCAGUACACGAUUCCUAUAUUCUGAGAAACAGUGCUCUGUUUUCCAAGUUGAGAGAUGGCGAGUUUGGAGAUGGCUGGCUUGUAGGUGAUAGUGCAUACCCCCUACACCCCUUCCUUCUGACACCUGUUCUCAACCCGACCACUGCCGCAGAGAACAGGUACAACGAGGCCCAUAUACGCACACGGAAUGUCAUGGAGCGCACCUUCGGAAUCCUGAAGAGCAGGUUCCAUUGUUUGGACCGCACUGGAGGAGCACUGUUGUACAGGCCAGAAAAAGUGGCCCAGAUUGUGGUGACCUGCUGCAUGCUCCAUAACAUCACCAAGCUACACGGACUGGAGCAUGAUGCCAUGCCGGAAGACAACGUCGGCCUGUCCCUCCGUAUGGAGCAACAACCGAACGCUGCGGGGACGCAGACACGCACCAGUCUCAUUCAGAGUCACUUCUUGUGA
Messenger RNA from Sphaeramia orbicularis (orbiculate cardinalfish), 918 nucleotides. RefSeq names its product putative nuclease HARBI1. The record is from RefSeq and is a predicted model, not a curated record. NCBI's taxonomy places the organism in Eukaryota, Metazoa, Chordata, Actinopteri, Kurtiformes, Apogonidae. The coding region runs from base 1 to 918 and encodes 305 amino acids. The transcript has 4 exons.